AAAAACAGGUGAUUAAAAUACAGAUCAGGAAGUUUGUUCGUGUUUGAGCUUCAGUCUGACUCUGACUCUCUGAUGAAGAACAAACUUCUACAACAUGUCUCCUCUUCAUCUUCCUCAUCCUCUUCUUCUUCUUCUUCGGUUAUUCUUGGCGCUGCUGUGCGUGUCCGUGUCCGUCUCUUUCAGGGUGUCCUCGUGGCCCCCGGACAGCUGCUCCCGACAGGUAAGAGCCACCUCGAGUCUUACCUGAGCGCGAGGCGAACAGGUAUUUCUGCGUCACAAUGAUCCCGCAGUCCGAACCUGAGAGGAGAGAAACAUUUCUGACAUAUUUACUGUUGUUACCGGUUAGAAGGGCGUGAGAGUCAAGGAAGAGGCUUUUGAUUCAACUUCAUAAACUACCUGAGUCUAUAAACUACCUGUAUCUUUACUCUUUAUUAUAAACUACCUGUUUCUUUAUUCUUAUUCAUAAACUACCUAAGUCUAUACAAUACCUGUGUCUUAAUUCUCAGUUAUAAACUACCUGUGUCUAUUUUUUACUAUUAACUACCUGUUUCUUUAUUCAAAUUCAUAAACUAACUACCUAAGUCUAUACAAUACCUGUGUCUUUAUUCUUUACUACAAACUACGAAAAUUUAACUUUAAAUUCAGUUUGACACAAAAUAAAACUGAACAGAUAAAAAGAAGUAAAGGUUUCUGGAGCUGUUGUUUUUGUUGUUUAGUAGUUUGUUUUUGUAGUUGUUGUUUUUGUUGUUGUUUGGUAGUUUGUUUUUGUAGUUGUUGUUUUUGUUGUUUGGUAGUUUGUUUUUGGAGUUGUUGUUUUUGUUGUUCUUGUUUGGUAGUUUGUUUUUGGAGUUGUUGUUUUUGUUGUUCUUGUUUGGUAGUUUGUUUUUGUAGUUGUUGUUCUUGUUGUUUGGUAGUUUGUUUCUGUAGUUGUUGUUCUUGUUGUUUUUUGUAGUUUGUUUCUGUAGUUGUUGUUCUUGUUGUUUUUUGUAGUUUGUUUUUGUUCUUUUUGUUCUUGUUGUUUUUUGUAGUUUGUUUUUGUAGUUGUUGUUCUUGUUGUUUGGUAGUUUGUUUCUGUAGUUGUUGUUCUUGUUGUUUUUUGUAGUUUGUUGUUGUUCUUGUUGUUUUUGUAGUUUGUUUCUGUAGUUGUUGUUUUUGUUGUUUGGUAGUUUGUUUUAGAGUUGUUGUUCUUGUUGUUUGGUAGUUUGUUUUUGUUGUUUUUGUUGUUUGGUAGUUUUGUUUUUGUAGUUUAAUGUCCUGUAAAGUUUUUUAAAGUCCUCACAGUUUCACACAAACACUCUGAAAUGAUCUUUCCUGGUCAGUCUUUGUUAAAAUCAGCUCGUCUUUUCUCAUCUUCACUCUCAUCUUGGUCCAAACUGGUUCAGAAAUGACGUUUGAACUCAGCGGCUCGGUUUUAUCUGAACUCUUUAACUCUUUUGUCAUUUGGCCAAACUCUGAAGUAUUAAGUGGAAAACUGUGAUACCGUCUCAGACACAUCCUGUGAGAGUUUCCUGUUUGUGAGUUUGAAGCUUUUUUUCAGUCCUACAGUCUGCUGACGGUGAUGAUGAUGAUGAUGAAGAUGAUGAAGGCUUCUCUUUUUAAACACUAAAUCUGACUUUAGUUUGCAGCUGAUCAGGAAUCUGACAAAAAUUAAGAGACAAAUAAAAUUAGAGGGAGUUACGAUAGAAAGAGUUCAUGAAAUUAAAGUUUUGGGAGGUAACCAUAGACGACAGAAUCACUUAGAAAUCACAUAUCAAACAUGAACAAAUCAACGUUUGAAGAAGCAUUACAAUAAUAAACGAAGAAAUCACUUCACACUCUUCAUCUCUGUUCCCUAAUCAGACUUCCAAGACUGUGCUGAGGUCUGGAGCAACAACUAUUAAACAUCAUUACAGCCACUAACCACCAUUUAAAAAAGAGCGAUAUGAGUUAUAAACGAUGUUGGCGAUCAGGAACACACACACUCCUACAGCUAAAAAUAAUCAUCUACCAAUAAAUAUACAGGAAUUAUUCAGUAUGUGUGAGGGAAGUUAUAAUUUAAGGGGGAAAAUGAACUUUAACGAAAGGUGAACUUGAUGUUUCGACUGAGACUCAGAGCAGAGACGGAUGAUUUCGGCAUUUUCAGAUAAAUACGAGUUUCCUUAUAAAACGAGGGAUUCUGCAAAGGACGAGGCGGAUCAGAGACCCAGAUCUGAGAUUUAAUGAGUCUCUUUAGUCUGAUCCUGUUGUUUUUCUGUCUUCUUUGUUUCAGGGUUUGAAGUGCACCGCUGAAAAGAGUGAGUAACCAUUAUCCUCUUUAACCUCAUCAUGUCCUUUCACAAUAAAAGUUUGAUCCUCUUUAACCUCAUCAUGUCCUUUCACAAUAAAAGUUCGAUCCUCUUUAACCUCAUCAUGUCCUUUCACAAUAAAAGUUUGAUCCUCUUUAACCUCAUCAUGUCCUUUCACAAUAAAAGUUUGAUCCUCUUUAACCUCAUCAUGUCCUUUCACAAUAAAAGUUUGAUCCUCUUUAACCUCAUCAUGUCCUUUCACAAUAAAAGUUUGAUCCUCUUUAACCUCAUUAUGUCCUUUCACAAUAAAAGUUUGAUCCUCUUUAACCUCAUCAUGUCCUUUCACAAUAAAAGUUUGAUCCUCUUUAACCUCAUCAUGUCCUUUCACAAUAAAAGUUUGAUCCUCUUUAACCUCAUCAUGUCCUUUCACAAUAAAAGUUUGAUCCUCUACAAAAAUAAACUCACAUACUCUGAAAGUCUGAACUAUUUAAUUCAAUCAAUCAAUCAAUGCUUCAAUAAUGAGUGUGUGUGUGUGUGUGUGUGUGUUACAGCUAACUGUAUGGACAACGGCUGGUUGAAUAAGUAUAAAUACACACCAAGCGCUCCGGAGCACCUGAGGGUUUCCGUGGAGACGAGGAAUGAUGACGAGGGUCACCUGCAGCCGGUUCUGUUGGCUGAGUGGAAGAUAAAAGACGACGGUGAGUGUGUGUGUGUGUGUGUGUGUGUGUGUGUGUGUAAAACCAUCCUCUGUUGUAAAAACAGGAAGUGAGCUCACCUGUGCGUCUGUGCAGGAGGUAUCAGUCACCUGAACGCCACAGAGCUCCACGUCCUGGUGAUGUCGACCAAUGAGAACCGCUGCGUUCGGUUCAUCCUGAGGGAAACUCUGGGCAUGAGGAGUCUGACACAUGAACAGGUGAGAGGACAGGAAGUUAAACAGGUUUGAUUUCAAAAUAAAAGCCUCACCUGAGACUCUGACGAAGGUAAACCCUCUCUCUGCGUCUCAGUGGACGUUCUUCGCAGACAUGCUGGUCUUGGAUCCUGGAGAAACCUACAGAGUCUCGGUCUUUAACAUCCCCAAACCGGAGUUAAAACACAGCAGCUACGACGUCAGCCAAGACCUCAGCGUCCCCGGUGAGUCCAGGACCAGCAGAGACCUGGUUUAGUUCAGAACCACAGACUGUAGACAGAUCGGGCGUCCUCUGCCUCCUCGCUGGGUGAAGCCUCCGCGAGAACAGCGACCCCUGGUGACGGGCUGCAGUAUAGAUCAUAAAUAAUAACAGGGGUGGAGCUUCGUUGAUCAGACCAGACUGUGUCGACCCCUAAAUGACUCAGUCCCAAACAUUCACAGAGCAGAGUGGAAACAGUAUGUGAACCUGUGGAUUUAAUUCGUGGUCGACCUUCCUUUGGCGGCGAUAACUUUAACCAAACGUUUCCUGUAGUUGCAGAUCAGACCUGCACAACGACACUUCCUCUUCACUAAACUGUUUCAGGAACAUUCUUGGGAUGUCUGCUGUGAAUCGCUCUCUUGAGCUCACGCCACAGCAUCUCAGUCGGGUUGAGGUCGGGACUCUGACCGGGCCGCUCCAGAGGACAGAUUUUCUCCAGUUUAAGCCGAAUGCUGUCGUUGAGUUACUUCGAUGCUUUAGGUCGUUGUUGUCCUGUCACGUCACCCGUCCUCUGCUGAGCUUCGGUUGGUGGACAGAUGGUCUUAAGUUUUCCUGUAAAAUGUUCUGAUAAACUUGGGAAUUCAUUUUUCCGUUGACGACUUUAAUCCGUCCAGAACCAUGAUUCCCCCUCCACCGUAUUUCACAGUUAGGAUGAGUUUUUGACGUGUGAGUUGUGUGUUCCUUCCAAACAACUCAAUCUUGGUUUCAUCCGUCCACAGUAGUGCUGUGGAAAAUCCAGGAGCUUUUUUACAAACUUCAAACAUGCAGAAAUGUUUUUCUUUGACUUCCUCCGAGGCGUCCUCCCAUGAACUCCAGUCUUGUUUAAUGUUUUACUGAAGAUUUAUCAACAAAAACGUUGGCGUGUGUCAGAGAGUUUUACAAGUCUAAACUGACACUCUAGGAUUCUAGGGAGAGAAUCAACAGAGCUGAACUUCCUCCAUUUGUAGAUAAUCUGUCUGACCGUAGACACAUGACCAUCGAGGCUUUUAGAGCGACUUUUUUAACCCUUUCCUGCUUCAUGUAAGUCAACAAUUCUUGAUCGUAGAUCUUCUGAGAACUCUUUUGCAGGAAGCAUGGUUCACGUCAGGUAAUGCUUCUUGAGGACAGUUGACUUAAAACUGGUGUGUGUGUUUUUUUAUCGGGCAGGGAGCUUUAACCAACACCUGCAGUCUCACCAGACUGAUGGACUCUGGGUCGGCUGACUCCAGGCUCCCAUUAGCUCUUGGAGAAGUUAUUACAGAUCCUCUGGCGAAGGCCUCCUGGUCGUUCCAAAGUCGAGGCUCAAGACUAAAGGUGAUAGAGCUUUCUCCAUCAGAGCUCCUCGACUUUGGAACGACUUGCCAGAGGAGAUAAGGCGUGCAGAGACAGUCGCUUCUUUUAAGUCAAUUUUAAAAACUCACUUUUACAGACUUGCCUUUAUGUGAUGCCAUCUUUCAUCUUUUAUUGCCUUUUACCGCUUUUAUUUUUCUCCUUUUUCUUUUACCUCUUUCACCUCUUUCUUAUUUAGACUUACUGCCUUUUUAGCCUUUGUUUUACUUAUAAUCUUUUUAUUGAUUUUAAUGUUUUCAUUUUCCUUUAUUUUAUAUAUAUAUAUUUAAUUCCACUUUAUCAUUUAUAUUACCAUCAUUUUAUUUUAUUAUGAUUUUAUUAUUAUUAUUAUUAAUAUCCUCUUUUAUACUUACUAGCCUGUUUUCUUCCCUCCUUUUCUAUUUCUUUUUUUGCUUUUAUUUUGGUCCUCAUGGUCUCAUUUAUUUUGUAGGGUUCUUGUAUUGCCUGGGUUUCUUACGAAAAGUGAAACAGGCCUACAAUUCAGAGGCCUGUUUUUAACUGAGCUUUUGUUUUUAUGUGUUUUUAUUUUCAAUGUGCUGAUGCUCUGUGCUUACAACUGUUGUCUAAGCACUUUGUAAACUUCUGUUUUUAAAGGUGCUAUAUAAAUAAAAUUAUUAUUAUUAUUAUUAUUAUUAUUAUUACUGUAGAGGUUCACACAGUUUUUCCACCCUCCACUGUGAAUGUUCACAUGUGGUGUUCAAUAAGAAAUAAAAACAUGUAAUUUUUGUGCAGUAUAAGUUUGAACAGAAUGUGUUCGUCUAUCUGUUGUGAUCUACUGUAGAUGAAGAUCAGAAACACAUUUUACGCCCAAUUUAUGCAGAAAUCCGAGUGAUCCGAAAAGGUUCACGUACUUUUUCUUGAUAUUGUGUUUGGGUCGGUACAGUAAUUGACUGUUCUGGUUGUGUUCACCAGUCCUGCUGGGCUGCGGGUCUGGAUUUGUGUCCUCUGCUGACUUAAACUCUCUGGAUCUGGUUUUCCAGGUUGUGAAGACUCCAGGAUGAAGAUGACCCAGUUCUGUGUGGAGAGAGGUGAGAGAUUUACGCUCCAGAGUCCGGAGACUGAAUCCUGUAAAUCAUUACUAACAGUUUUACCUCUGUGUGUGUGUGUGUGUGUGUGUGUGUGUGUGUGUGUGUGUGUGUGUGUGUGUGUGUGUGUGUUUGUGUGUGUGUGUCACCUGCAGGUAGUCUGUGGCAGUCCAACAUCAGUGUGUCUCAGGUGUCUGUUGGAGGAGGAUCACGUCUGUCCGUCAGCUUCAGUCCUGACAUCCUCUCUGAAGAGUACACCGUCAGGGUCCGCUGCUCCACCACCAACCAAAAGGAGCAGGUCCACCGGGUAAAAACCCCUCAGAUGGACUUUAAAGCUCCAGCAGAGACCUGCAGUUUCCUCUUCAGCGAGCUGACCCACAUUCGGCUGAUGGUUCAAACUUCCUGUUUGCCGCCUCAGCCUAGUUUUUAGCCCACUUUCAGUCUGUUUCAGAGACGCUGCUGAGCUGCGUUUACCUUUCCUCCUCAGUCAGACACUAUUGAGGACAUCUUUACAGACACAGCGCUGCUGCAGAGAGACUCAGAUGUUUGUUAUUCAAACAUGAUAAUAAUCAUUUUCCUCAUUAAAGGGAUAUUUAAUGUAAAACCCACCGUAACACCGAGUUAGACCCCCCCUCCAGAGAUGAAUGUUGUCGACCGUUUGCUUCUCUAGUUAUACCAACUUUAGUAACGACCGCAGGAUAGUAAUACAGAGAGACACGCCCCCAACCAAAACGCCACUCUAUAGCCACAAAUAAUGCUCAGAACAGCACCUAACUUCAUCAACAGGACAUAUAGGGUCACAGACAUAGUACUAGACACCAAACAUCUUUUAACUUUGACUCAUUUCUUUAGCAAAGAGACUAAACACAACUCACCUACUCUCUUCCAGCAGACGCUUGUUUGUAGUGAGACCUCAGGCCAGUCCAUUACGGACUACAGCGGGGUGCCGCAGCUCAAGGAAGAACAUUUAUGAUCAUUUCUUCAUGGAAAUACAAUCAGACCGAGACGCUAAGACAGAAGAACUACCGCGUCUGUAAAAUGAUCAAUAUGGUGAUUAUUACUUAAAGGAAAUGAUAAAGAAAUGAUCAUAAAUGUUCUUCCUUGAGCUGCAGCACCCCGCUGUAGUCCGUAAUGGACUGGCCUGAGGUCUCGCUAUGAAGUUAGGUGCUGUUCUGAGCAUUAUUUGUGGCUAUAGAGUGGCGUUUUGGUUGAGGGCGUGGCUCUCUGUAUUUCUAUCCUGCGGUCGUUACUAAAGUUGGUAUAACUAGAGAAGCAAGCGGUCGACAACAUUCAUCUCUGGAGGGGGGGUCUAACUCGGUGUUACGGUGUGUUUGACCCUAAAUUAAUUUUACGCCGGAAUAUCCCUUUAAACUGUGAAAUCUGUGACUCCUCAGGCGAACCGGACAACCCUGAACGUGACGUUCAGUCUGGAUAAAUGGCCGCUGUCCUGCUGUCAGUUUGACGCCGAGGUAAAUCUGAGGAACGGUCCUUUCUCACCCCCGCCCUCCCCGUGAUAAAACAGUUCACCUGAUCCCUGUCUUUUGCAGGUCAUACCUCGGUUCAAACCCUGUGGUUGGGACUGCACUCGUCACAGGAGGACCGUGAACAUCUGUGCAAGUAUGAAGAGUCGCCCCCCCCCCACCUGAAGUUUCUCAUUUUCAGAAACAUUCUCAUCUUCUGAAAUCUGUUCUGGUUUCCACAGAGACAGAUGCUCCAACAGACGCCCCACCAGUCGCCCCUCCGUACAUGUUUGUCUCUCUGGGCGCCGUGGUCAUGUGUGUGGUGGCGGUCGCUGUUCUGUACUUCCUCUGCAGAAAACCAGGUGAGUCCCAGAAACACUGAAGCGCGGGUUUGGUCUCUAGGUCACUCACCUUAAAGACCCGUUUGUAAAGGUACUGAGUCUGACCUAAAGUAACCGUCCUUCUUGUCUUCUUCUGCUCUCUCAGGCCGGACUGAAGAUGCUCCGCCUCCUUUAGGACCCGAGAAACUUCCGCUGAUCAAACAGCCUCCUAAAGUUCUGGUCAUCUACUCCCAGGACCACCGCCUCUACAGGGACGUCGUACUGAAGCUCUGCGCCUUCCUCCAGGCUAAGUGCGGCACCAAGGUGCUGGUGGACCUGCUGGAUACCACCUCGGUUGGCAUGGUGGGCCGCCUUCGCUGGCUGGAGUGGCAGCGCCAACAGAUGAAAAACCCUUCAGACAAAAUCCUGGUCCUGUGCUCGCCGGGGGUCCAGGCCAAGUGGAGGGCCAUGUGCGGUCAGGGUCGGGUCUUACUGAGGGAAGACGUUCUUUCUCCGACUGACGACAUGCUCACGCCUUUCCUCAACCUCUUCCUGCCCGACAUGCACCAGGCGGGGAUGAUGGGGAAGUACAUGGUGGCGUAUUUCGAUGAGAUCUGCAGCAAAGACCACGUCCCUUCGGUUUUUGACCUGGCAGUGAAGUACAAGCUCAUGAAGCACUUUGAGGAGCUCUACUUCCGCAUCCUGGACGUGGAGAAGUACCAGCCGGGUCAGGUCAGACAGAUUGAGGGGAUCAGCGGGGACGAGUACUUCAACUGUCCCUCAGGCAACGCUCUCAAGGGCGCCAUCGAAACCUUCCAGGCCUACCAGCUGGAAAACCCGGACUGGUUUGAGAAGGAGUGUGUGGACUUUGAGGAGCAGGUCACAUCUGAGACUGAGAACCUUGUUGAACACAUGCAGAUCCCGCCAGUCCUUCAGUGUGUCCCCCUGAUCAGGGAAGGACCGCCUGUCUUAGUUCAUGAUGUGGAAAUCAAGGACAGGGACCUCAGUGUCCACGUCGUCACACCAGAACUGAACCCAGAGAGCCAGUUCUCCUCUGUGGUACAAGUGUCCCCAAUCCUGGACCAUGAGGCCGACCAGUACCCAUCAGGCCUGGCUCAGGUGUUGACAGAUCACGUGUAUCCUCACAUACCCAAUCCAGAACCUGUCUACGUUUCUGAGCCUGUUGUCAACGUGCCACCUCCUCCGAGACAGAACUGGCCUUCGGUCCAUGUUGGACCCUCGGGUCAGAUCCCCACAGAGGAGGACGAGGAGGACUCCCUCCUACCUGUGAGCCAAACCUCUUCACAGUGGGACCAGAGGAGCGUGGUCCAUCAGAACUCUUUGGACUCAAACUUCCCAGAGUCCUCACAUCACAGCUAUCAGAGCGAACACUUACCUCCGGCUGAGAUCAGCUACCUUCAGCCCGUGGAGGUGGUGGAGGAGGUCCUGGAGUCCAGAGAAAAGGGUCAGAGCAGCGGAUCAGACCAGGGCUACAUCUCCAAAAUGUCCUCCCAGCAGGAUCCUCCCCUUAAAGAUCCUAUGGCGGCUCUGAGAGCCCUGCAGGUUCAGCUGUUCCAGGACAACCUCCGGAACUUUGAUGAACAACCUGAAGAAAACUGACGUGAAGGUCAGAGAGGAACGUUUGACCGCCGUGACUUUACCGAGUCAACAAGUUCCUGAAUGUCCCUUUAGGUUGAAGGUUCCUGGAUACCCAGACUUUCCCUCAGGAUCAAGAGAAGAUCUAGAGAGGGACUGAACCAGCAGAGCAGAGAGGAGGACAUACACGGACUUUACAGUCUUUGGACUGAGGACAGAAAACCAUGAUCAGGUUUUUAACAACAAAGGAAUCUAAAUCCUGGUUCUCUGAUUAAAAUGUGGACCAGAUGUGGGACUCCGGAAAAAGGAAGAAGAACCAAAUAAUCACUGUUGGCUCUGGUUCCUGGUUCCUGUUUUGGACCAGUCGCUCAGACUGGAGCUUAAAGGGAUAUUCUGUCAUAAAAUUAAGUUAGAGUUAGAGUUAGACCCCCCCUCCAGAGAUGAAUGUUGUCGACCGCUUGCUUCUCUAGUUAUACCAACUUUAGUAACGACCGCAGGAUAGAAAUACAGAGAGCCACGCCCUCAACCAAAACGCCACUCUAUAGCCACAAAUAAUGUUCAGAACAGCACCUAACUUCAUCAACAGGACAUAUAGGGUCACAGACAUAGUACUAGACACCAAACAUCUUUUUAACUUUGACUCAUUUCUUUAGCAAAGAGACUAAACACAACUCACCUACUCUCUUCCAGCAGACGCUUGUUUGUAGAGAGACCUCAGGCCAGUCCAUUACAGACUACAGCGGGGUGCCGCAGCUCAAGGAAGAACAUUUAUGAUCAUUUCUUCGUGGAAAUACAAUCAGACCGAGACGCUAAGACAGAAGAACUACCGUGUCUGUAAAAUGAUCAAUAUGGUGAUUAUUACUUCAAGGAAAUGAUAAAGAAAUUAAUUAAUACGCCGGAAUAUCCCUUUAAGAGGUUCAGAUCUAAACCAGACUGAGCAGCAGCUUCUAAUUAUCAAAGAUCUUUUUGAAUCGGACUGUUUAACGAGCGUUUUGAUCGUGUUUUCAGAGCUGAUGUGUCAAUUAUUGAUUUGUCUGAUCGUUAAUCUGGGGAUCAAUCAGGUUAUUAAUAAAAGAGGAGGAUCUGUAUUUUUACUUUUUGAAUAUGAUCUUAUCUCAGACAGUUUAUUUUUGACAAACAUAUGUGUGUAAAUUUAUCUUUGACAUUUAAAGUUGUUUGUUGUACAGAUGUUUUAUUUUCUUUGGUGAUUUUAUUUCUAGUUUCUUUUUUUUGUUGUUCUUAAAGUUUGAGAUAAAUAAAUAAAUAAAGGAUUUGGUCUUUCUGAAACCCUCUGAGAUGAUAAACUCGUGCAGAGACAGCAGCUCUUCUUCUUCUUCUUCUUUUCUGGUAGCUGCUGCUUUUUUUAGACUGACGCUCAGUUGUGGAGCCAACCUGGAUGAGAUUUCAGAAACGUUAUGUAACAUGGAAACGACUUUGUUUUCAGUUCAGAGGGAGUGAACACAGCAGGUCUGAGGGGCGCUGCCUCUUCCUCUGGAGCAAAUAUUUUUGUUGACUCUGAUCUGAUGAAGAAAAAGAAGAAGAAAUCUUUCUCUGAGGAGUUUAUAACAUUAAAGUGAAACUUCCUUCAGUCAGGACUCUAGAAUUACCCCAGAAGAGGAUUGGGAAAAAACAAAAAAACGUUCCAAUUAAAUUAUUUUUUUCUUCUUCUGAGAUUUAAGUCGGAAUUCUGAGAUAAAUACUGCAUUCUAGUUGUACUCAGAAGUCGGAAUUUCCGAGCUCUGAGUUGGAAAUUCGUCUGGAAGUCCCCUCUGAAGUUCGGAUUUCCGACUCGGAAAGUUGGACAAUCCUCGCCAACCCCGACUUGGCAAAGUAUCGAGGGGGAAAUUAUUUAAUUUAUUUUAUAAAUUAAAUUUAUUAACAAGAAGCCGACGUUCAGUUUAGUCACUAUUGUUCAACGACACAAACAGGCAAAAGAAAGAAAUUUGUGCUUUGUGAGGGUCACUUCACAAACGCAUUCUGUUCACAUUAGAUGCUUCAUUUGUUGUUGUGAUGUGAACGACCGCACAAAAAGAUCGGAUUCAACAAAAUAUCCGAAUUGUGCAUCAUAACCUGCAGUGUGAACGUAGACUAAGUCGGGGGAAGAACGCCGUUAAUACUCCGAUACUGAAGCUGCCGAACAAAUGUCGAAGCUUCACGAACCGUGAGGGCCGAAGAAUCGCUGAGCUGAUGCAGAGGUGGCCAGGAGAGGAAGUGACGUAUGUUUCACACAUGCACCGUACAAUUUGAGUCUUCGGGACUGAAGCAGCGACAACGCCGUCAACUCGGGUGCAGAGUUAUUCCCAGCUCCGACAUCGGACUUCCGAGGUAACUGGAACGCAGCAUAAACUCAGAAUUCAGAGUUUUAUCUCCUCAGAAUAAUCAUGUAAGAAUAAAAAACAAGAACAUCUUCACGCUCACAGCUUCAGUAAUUAAAGACCAAGAGUCUCCUCGUUCGGUUGACUUUCUUUAGAUUUAUUGAGGUUGAAGCACAUAACGCUCUGUCUUACAUCUACAGUACAUCGAUUGGAUUAUAUCAGCACAGAAUCACAGCACGGUACCAGCACAGGUGGACUCCUGUCUGUAAACGAUAGUCUUCCCUGUAAACAAGUCCAGGAAUAAAGGAGGAGAGAGUUCACACUUAGAUCAGCUAAAGAAGGAGAAACAUCGGAGUCCGAGCGUCCAGGUCCACACAGCCUUUGGUAGUUUCAGAGAGUUCUGGUUCUGUGCUUGUUCAUGCAGGUUCAAGGCCCGGAAAUGUUCCAUCACAUGUAAACAAAGGGUUAAAGAGCGCGCGAAGCUUCAUGUGCAAAUACAAACCAUGAUUGUUAGAAAGCCUUUAAACAGCGCAGGGUACAAAGAUCGGCACGAGGAACUCAUAGAAAAGAGUAUAAAAUAGAACUUUGACCAGACUUUGGCGAGAGAGAAGAAGAAGAGGAAGAAGGAGGAGAAGGAGAAGCGAUGGAUGAAGAGAAGCAGAGAGGAGCAGCUCUCAGAGGUCAAACUCCAAGGUCAUCUUCACCUCAUUUCUGCAGGUUUGACCUUCAAAACUAAAGUUUCUGUUCUGAUGUAGGCGGGUCAAGGUCAUCUCGGACCUUCGGAUUUACUCCUCAAAGAGUUUCAUCCACGUCCUGUGAUCCACAAACAUCUAAACACGUCAUGACUGCUUAAAAACGGAAGAACAACAUCGACCUCUGAGUGUGGAGGCCAAGGAGACGAGAGAAGGAGACAAGAGAGGGAGACAAGAGAAGGAGACCAGAGAAGGAGACCAGAGAAGAAGAACAGAGAAGGAGACAAGAAGGAGACGAGGAGGAGACGAGAGAAGGAGACCAGAGAGGGAGACCAGAGAAGGAGACGUGAGAAGGAGACAAGAAAGAGAGACAAGAGAAGGAGACGAGAAAGAGAGACAAGAGAAGGAGACGAGAAAGAGAGACAAGAGAAGGAGACAAAAGAAGGAGACUAGAGAAGGAGACAAGAGAGGGAGACCAGAGAAGGAGACAUGAGAAGGAGACAGGAGAAGGAGACAAAAGAAGAAGACCAGAGAAGAAGAACAGAGAAGGAGACAAGAAGGAGACGAGGAGGAGACCAGAGAAGGAGACCAGAGAAGGAGACUUUAGACUUCUGAGACCAGAACCUGCUCCGACAUUAAACCUUCAUACAGAGACUGAGCAGUCCAGAUCCUCCUGUAGAUCCAGGCUACAUAGAUCCAGACUAUAUAGAUCCAGACUAGGAACAUCCAGACUACAAAGAUCUAGAUUACAUAGAUCCAGGCUACAGAGAUCUAGAUUCCAAACAUCCAGACUAUAUAUAUAUAGACUACAUAGAUCUAUGCUAAUACCGUCCAGAGUACAUAGAUCCAUACUGUGAACAUCCAGACAAUCUAGAUCCAGACUACAUAGACUACAUAGAUUAAGACUCCAAACAUCUAGAAGAUACAGACCCAGAUUACAGAGAUCCAGACCCAGCACAUUCAGAUAGCAUUGAUCCAGACUACAUAGAUCCAGGCUACAUAGAUCUAGAUUACACAGAUCUAGACUACAUAGAUCAAGGCUACAUAGAUCCAGAUGAGAUAGAUCCAGAAUACAUAGAUCCAGACUCCAAACAUUCAGACUACAUAGAUCUAGACUACAUAGAUCAAGACUCUAAAUGUCCAGACAACAUAGACUAAAACUACAUAGAUCCAGAUGAAAUAGAUCCAGACUCCAAACAUUACGACUACAUAGAUCUAAACUUUAUAGACCAACUCUCCAAACGUCCAGACUUCAUAGAUCCAGACUUCAUAGAUCAGGAAAACAAAUGUCCCAACUACUUAGAUCCAAACUCUAUAGCUUCAGACUACAUAGAUCCAGAAUACAUAGAUGCAGACUACAUAGCUCCAGAUGACAUUGACCCAGACUACAUAGAUCCAGAUGACAUAGAUGUCAUCCCCAUGUUUGCUCCCUCUGAGUUUAAACGUGUUGAAGUUAAAUCAGGCACUAAAGCAGCUCAGACCUCCUAUUGCACAAACUCGUCUUAAGACACGUUUCUAAGAGUCCAGGUCACUGCAGCCGUACACAGAGGCAUCUACACAGACGGGCUCUAUCAUCCAAACAGAGCGGUGAAGGUGACCCGCGGACAGGAAGUCACCUGCGCUUCUGGAUGAUGAUUGUUUUUCCUCUAAAAAAGAGCUCCGUAAAUAUCUGUGCGCUGCGUUCAAAGACUCUUUUUUUUCAGGACUUUCAGCAAAAACAAAAACAAGAACUAAGCAGAUGAGCGAUGAAAUGUUUGAGCAGGAUCCUCUGAAGACUGAUCCACACCGACGACACCGAAGAGGAACGACUGAACGGAUAUAAAAAUCAGGAUUAACAGUCAUUAGAGUUAAAAAUCAGUGUUAGAGCAGAAUCAGAGUAAAGACCGUGAAGUUAGACAUCUACUUUCUCAUUUUUAUAUUUUCUCAUUUUACUGAAACUUUAAUCGGAUAAUUCAGACUUCUGAUGAUGUUUUUCCGUCACUUUUGGUUUCAUAUUUCUGAUGUUAAAAUCUUUUUAUCUCAUUUUUGUUAUUUCUCAUUUCAUCAGUGCAGCUUUUCCUCCUGACAGAAACCCCGUCUCAUGAUUUUUGUCUUUAAAUCCUUUCAUAGUGAAUUUUACCAAAUAGUUUUGACUGUUUUUCUUCUUUUUUACUUAGUGUGACUUUAACAAAGUCAUUAAAACUCUUAAACGAAUGAUUGUGACUUUUUGAUUCUCGACAUUUUGACCUCAUAUACAUCGGGGGAUUAUCUCAUUGUUUUUAACAUCCUUGAAUUUAAUCUCAUUAAGGUCGCUUUCACACCAGAGCUGUUUGGUUCGCUUUAAAUGGACCAGAGUUCGUUUCCUCGGAUAGUCCGCUUCAUUUGGGCAGGUGUGAAAGCUCAUCCGAACCCUGGUCCGCCUGAAAACAUGGGUCUCGGUUCGCUUGUAAGUGAACUCUGGUUCGGUUCGUAUGCAGCGUACAAUAACCCAUAAAUUCACAAUUCGGCAUAUCUAAACAAAAUCAAAUCAGAACUCCCAACAGUCACAGUCCUUGAACUCUGAGCUCAUAUGUCGUCACGUGUUCGAUCGUCAAAGUUAGAAAAAUAACAGGAUCAAUUCCUGACAAGCUACGAUAGCAUGAUAGGAACAGUUUCAUUCACUAACUUCCAUAAAAUAAUGUGACGAAGCAGGAUACAAGACGACUAGUCCACCCCUGUUUGUAAUCCGUGAGGUUACAAACUCCUCCUACUUUGUCCAACCGACGAGCGCCCCUUUAACCACGUGAUGCUGCUCGGAAAGUUCGGAGAAGGAGAAUCAAAACAAGUGAGAAAUGCAACAACGACUUUCAGCUCCACAAUCGAACCGAGUCCGCUCAGUCAGGUGUGAAGGCGACCUGUAGUUUUGACUUUUAGCUCCUUUUUUAGUCUUUUUGCUCAUAAUUGUGAAUUUUAUCUAGACGCUGUGACAAAGUGUUGACUCUGUACGAUAAUUACGACAGCUUCUGUUUAAUAUUUGAUUUCUAAUCUCAAAAGUCUUUCUUUAAUCAUUCAGAUUUUUGUCUUUUUUAACUUCUAUAAACUUUCUUUUCCUCAUUUUUCCUCAUUUUAUCUCAUUAAAAUCAUUUUAUCUGAUUUCAGGGACUUUUAAAUUUAAUUAUUUUGAAUUUUUUUAUCACCAUAUUUUUUAAUUAAAGUGAGUUUUUUUUCUCUCUUUUCUUCACGCAGCCUCAGAUGGUGUCCAGACGUCGUCGUGGUGAGGAGCUCCUGGUGAUCUUUUGGGACUGAGGUGGAACAGACGCUCCCUAGGGCGGGGGGUCCGUUUGAAGGACUGCAGUGGGAGACCUGUUUGUGGCACUGGUAGGUCUUUACACACUCACACACACACACGCUCACACACACACACGUUGAUGAACCAGCACAGACCUGCAGACGACAGCGGCAUCUUUAAAAAAUAUCUAUGUACAGGAGAAGAAGAAGAAGAAGGGGGAGGAGUCAAAGUGCACUUUACAUCCCAACACGCCCACAGUCCAGCUGUCUGUGUGUUCGAUUCCUGCGCAGUGACACACACACACACACACACACACACACACACACACACACACGGAGAAGGUCCAUCUCUCUGGAGUCAGUGUGAGUCUGUGACGCAGGUGUGGGUCUGACUGUAGCACCUGGAGAGGAGCGUUGUAAGGCUGGUACACGUGAUGCGUUCAAGGUCCAGAGAGAGAGAGAGAGAGAGAGAGAGAGAGAGAGAGAGAGAAGAGAGAGAGAGAGAGAGAGAGAGACAGAGAGAGAGAGAGAGUCCUGCUGUUCUGUUAUGUAAAAUGUCAUCAGAGAGAUGAGUCAGGUCCAGGUUCCACCUACAC
Xyrichtys novacula (pearly razorfish) is the source of this 16009-nucleotide messenger RNA. The record is from the annotation of a GenBank genome assembly. Lineage: Eukaryota; Metazoa; Chordata; Actinopteri; Labriformes; Labridae.